CAUACACACACAAUAACAUGUACUUGAAAAAUUGAUUUUUACGCAAACUGAAAGAAAAAGUGAAAAGUUUACUUUAAAGUGUUGAAAAAACAGUGAAAUAAAUUGGAGAAAUUAAUGAUGCUAUUGUUAAUAACAACUUAACAAAUAUGAAUACAACGGACUGUGAGAAAAUUGAAUGUAAACUGGGAAAAGAGUUAAAUUUUCAAGGAAAAUUCGAUGCGAACUUUGAUGAACUAAAUAAAGAUGAGGGACAGUCGGAGGAGACGUCAAUUAGCAAGGUUGACACGUUUAAUACAAGUGAAAAACAAAAUAAAGACCUCGAAAAUCAUAUUGUUAGAGAAGAAUUUGCGUUGCAAUCUUUUAACAGCUGCGAAGAAAAAAUCAAGGAAAAUGUAUUUGGCAGUCUCGCUAACAUCAAUACAGGCACACCAACCGCAACGGACGCCCCCGCAAAUUUAACACAUAUAGAGACGUUAAAAACCACACAACCCACAUGCACAGCUUUAGUGUUUACACCAGCCGAAGAGCAACAACUACCACUACCAUCACAUUUAGAUGCAAUGACGGACAUUGAUGGCGAUGAUGCUCAAGUGGAUUUUGAUGACGGCUUGCAACCGUUAAGUGAACGAUGGUCUCCUUUGGGAGCUAAUUAUGAUGAUGCUGUGACCCCGUCAUCAGAGCUAUUAAGUCCAGAGUCUGAGCUGGAAUUGUUGAGUUCAGAUAGUCAGGAUAAACAUGAUUUCCAUCAGCAUACAGAUGAAGUCGCUGAAAUGGCACGUUUAAAGGGUUUGGAGGAUGAGCAAGAAAUGCUUACUUCAUCCCUAAUGGCACUCACCUCCCAUUUCGCGCAUGUCCAGCUAAGAGUACGACAGAUUGUUGAGGCACCAGCCAACGAACGCGACCAAUUGUUAAGAGAUCUUGAAGAAUUUGCUUUUCAAGGUAUACCAGAGCCUCCUUCAGCCAAAACAACUGCCACGUUCCGAAGUGGUUCAUCUUCGGCUCAUAAUCACAAUGGCGAAGAUAAUACUAGCAGUACGAUCAACGAUCAGCAUCAGUUCGAACUCAUAGAUCAUUUAAAAAACCAACUAACUGAAUUGGAAAAAAUUGCUUAUGAAUCGGGUGCUCCCGUACUGCCUCAACAUAUUCUACUAGAAAAACAGAAAAUCAUUAUUGAUGAAUUGAAGCAAAAACUUAAUUUCAAAGUUGAUGAGAACAAGUUGCCCGAGCUUUCGGCUGAAGAAUUAAAGUCGCAUGUCGAUAACGCCAUCGGUGAAUUUGUUGGCCCUUUGAAGAUGAAAGAACAACUGGUUGCACAAUUAAAAACCCAAAUCACAGAUCUUGAACGUUUCAUUGCCUUCUUGCAGUGUGACACCGACGAGAGUAAAAUGAAAACUCUUAAUGGCAGCGAAAAGUUUUGCGAAGCAUACAAUAGUUAUGCUGCCAAAAAGAAAAAAGAAUCAAAUAAAUCUUUAGCUGAUGUUGCGAAAAUUGCAAGUGGUGAAGAUGUGGAUACAUUUCGUUCAACAUCUGGUCCCAGUUCAGAAGUAGAGUUGAACAAGAAUGCAAAUUCAGGCGAUUCCAUGAGAGUGAGAGAAAGUCUCCAUAGUAAGGCACACGGUUUGAUGGAUAAGGCUUCAUUAUUGAUGCAGAUGUUUGCCACCACACACUUUGGCACCAAACAAGAGCAGUUUCAAAAGAAUACUUUAAAGAAAACCCACAAAGGAAACCACUGGGGUGACUUGCGUGCUCAACUAGAAGUGGACAUACAGGAAGUAGCAUCAUUGGCGGCAACCUUAAGUUUUGAUCGUGAGAAACUUACAAAACUACGCAAAGCUAUGAAAAAGUCAAAAACAUUUGCAGACACUGAAGAAGCUGCAUUGAAAAAUGGCAUUAUAACAACAAUCCCUCCAUCAUGCAGUCGAAAUCGUUCCAAAAUAUCAGCAACAAAUCAACAAAAGCAUCUUAAACCAUAUACUAUUUCUUCCGGUUCGGAUGACGAGGACUUGGAUGCGUACGAUUACUAUGAUUGGCAACAGCAAAACAACAGACGCAUGGUACAAUGUGCCCGAAUUCGUGGUGAUACCAUUAAUACUCUAAGCAAAGAAUUGACAACAGCUGUGCGAAAAAACUUUGCCAUGACUUUGUUAAAACUAAUGCAACAUGGCCUAAGAGUGGAAUCAAUACCCCCUGUAACUUCAAGUCUUAUAGUUCCAUUUAUGCGCUGCCUUAAUCCGUCCCCAGUUUUUGUAGCAGAACACAGUUAUCGUGCUCGCGACUUUGAUGCCUCUUCAUUUAUGUCGUCGGCAGCUUCAUUCGGCUAUGAAGAUACUGAAGGAACAGAUUCAAGUUAUAACUGGACUACCGAUGGCGGUGGAGGAUUCUUUAGCACUGGUAGUACAAGACCAAUGCAUGCGUGGGAAUUGAUAUUGGAGUAUUAUUACCUUAAACAUGGCGAUGAGUACAAUAACACUCCGGCUCGAAAACUUUCGCAAAGUUUCAACUUGGAUAUUGUCAAUUCGCAGAUAGUGACAGCAAAGCAGAAUUUGCUUAGUAUUGUGGGCAGCAUUAUAGCCAUGCAUCGUCCCUAUAAACGAAGUUAUAAUGCACAUUUCAAGGCUUUCGUAUGCGCUGGACUAAAUUGCCAUCAACUAGUGGAAUGGUUGAAUUUAAUAUUUAGUUGCACUGAUCUUAUCGAAAAUUACUACACGAGUUCCAGCUAUGUUGCCUGCACUGGUUUUCGCGAUGCUCUACGUUCUAUUGACACAUUGUCAAAAUAUGAUUUUGAUUUGCCCGUCGAUUUGGCCAUACGACAUUUUCGUAAUCUAUAAAGGAUUUAAAGGACACACUCUACCAUAAACACACCUUAGACUAGA
This is a messenger RNA of Calliphora vicina (urban bluebottle blowfly), 2873 nucleotides long. RefSeq names its product RUN domain-containing protein 1. The record is from RefSeq and is a predicted model, not a curated record. Lineage: Eukaryota; Metazoa; Arthropoda; Insecta; Diptera; Calliphoridae. The transcript has 3 exons. Bases 147 to 2828 code for a protein of 893 amino acids.